Sarcophilus harrisii (Tasmanian devil) is the source of this 1148-nucleotide messenger RNA. Its product is annotated as prostatic spermine-binding protein. The coding region runs from base 40 to 783 and encodes 247 amino acids. The record is from RefSeq and is a predicted model, not a curated record. The transcript has 4 exons. NCBI's taxonomy places the organism in Eukaryota, Metazoa, Chordata, Mammalia, Dasyuromorphia, Dasyuridae.
AGUGGAGACCAGCAAAGCACUCCCAGCCCAAAACAGACCAUGCAAUUCUUCCUGGCCCUUGUCGCCUUGGGAGGAAUAGCCUGCAGUUUCCAUGGGGUACAUUCUUACGAGUCCCACAAUUUUGGACCAGGCCAUUUCUCCAUUUUUAAGAGCCCUGAAGAGAGAAUCGAGGGUUUACAGUUCUUCUUUGGACCAAUAGUUGGCCUUUUAAAAGGUGUAAAACUAAGAAUAAGUAAUCAAUGGACUAAAACAUAUGGACACGCAAACGGAAAGCUUGAUGAAUUCGUCCUCCGGAAAAAUGAAAACAUUAAAAAAAUAACAACCUUUAGUAAGCUGUGCAUCCGUGGUAUAGAGAUAGAAACCGAUGCUGGAAGAACUUUUAAAGCUGGGAAUCCCAAUGGGCAGAGGUCCACUAUCUUUCCCCCUGAGAAGGGGAUGGUAUUCAAUGGCAUCACUGGUUAUUUUGACCUUAUAUGUAUCAAAAGAAUGAUAUUUCACUGGACACACAUUCUUCAAACAAUCCCCACACCUGAAGUAACUACAGAAGAGAAGGGUCCUGAAAACACCUCAACUGCACGUGCUAAAACCACUCAAGCUGAACCUGCUAAAACCACUCCAGUUGCACCUGCUAACACCACCCCAGCUGCAACUGCUAAAACCACUCCAGCUGCAUCUGAUGAAAACACCCCAACUGCAACUGCUGAAAAUACCCCAGCUUCACCUACUGGAAACCUCCUAGCUGCACCUUGUAGCAAUGGGAACAAGAAUUCACCAAAGUUCUAGUGAGCCCCUAUUGAAGACACCUCAAUUUAACAACUGCACUGCUUAGCAUCUUACAACUAUUGGCCACUAUACUAAGUCAUCUAUCCCUUCUAGGAAAAGAUUUAAAGCUGUAGUUAUUCUGAGUUGCUUUUUUUAAAGACUAUAUAUACCAUAACCUGGACUAUACUUCCAGAGACCUGGAACCAAUGGCUGGCCUAAGGAUCCUGGAAUCUAGAAGGAGAGAGUAACCAUGACCCAGGUGAUGUGACUCCCCAAGAAAAUGCUGGUCUAAAAAAGUAAAGGGAAGGAAAAAAAUUAAGACUGUGAGAAAAUCCAGAGGGGAUUUAAGAGUCUAAUCAAUUAAUAAAGCUUCUGCAAAAGCUAUA